This is a messenger RNA of Rhinichthys klamathensis goyatoka, 3595 nucleotides long. RefSeq names its product neurofascin homolog (chicken) b (gene nfascb). Gene Ontology annotation, molecular function: protein binding. Gene Ontology annotation, cellular component: plasma membrane; axon. The coding region runs from base 25 to 3558 and encodes 1177 amino acids. The transcript is spliced from 26 exons. NCBI's taxonomy places the organism in Eukaryota, Metazoa, Chordata, Actinopteri, Cypriniformes, Leuciscidae. Gene Ontology annotation, biological process: axon guidance; cell-cell adhesion. The record is from RefSeq and is a predicted model, not a curated record.
CCCUGUUGUAUUAUCACAAGGCGGAUGCUGUACACGAUGAGAGCUCUGAAGUGUUGGAGGAUUCCUGCCAUAUUUACGAUCCUACAGCAAAUUUGGAUUUUAGCAAUGGAAAUUCCUCCUGAGGUCAGACAACCUCCAAUGAUCAUUAAAGAGAGUGUUCAAGACCACAUAGUAGAUCCAGUUGACCCCAUUAUAGUGGAGUGUGAGGCAACCGGGAAUCCACCUCCAGUCUUCACAUGGACACGUGAUGGGGUUUACCUGAAUGUGGCACGGGAUCCUCAGGUCAGCAUGAGGAGGCGUUCUGGCACAUUAGAGAUUUUCUUCUGGGGUCGCCCUAAUGACUAUGAGGGAGUCUAUCAGUGCACGGCGACUAAUGAGUUUGGCUCUGCUCUGUCCAGUCACAUCCAUCUGCGUGUCUCCAAGGCCCGUACGUGGUUGAAGGAGUAUCUGGAGCCAGUAUCAGUGGUGGUUGGACUUCCUCUCAUCCUUCCCUGCAAUCCCCCAGUAGGCCCUCCAAAUCCUGACACCUACUGGCUGAACAGCACUAUGACACCAAUCCGACAGGAUCGUCGAGUAUCAAAGGCAGAGAAUGGAGAUCUGUUCUUCUCCAGUAUCGUAGCAGAAGACGCUCUUACGAACUAUGUCUGUGUCGCCCGCUUCCCCUUCACGAACACCAUCCAGCAGAAACCGCCCCUCAUCCUACAAGUGCUCACAGCUCGCAUGGCAGCCCAUACGCCACCCAAGUUUCUGAAGCCCAAAGGAACUGUCAGCACAAGAAUUGCGAUGCUAGGGGAAGAACUUAUUUUGGAGUGUUUUGCUGCUGGAGUUCCGACUCCCUCCAUAAAAUGGACUAAAGAUUGGGACGAGAUGUCUAUGACUGGAAAGAAGUUGGAGAAUUUCAAUAAGACGCUUCGAAUAAAGAAGAUCGCCAUGGAUGAUGGAGGAGAAUACAUCUGCACCGCUUCAAACAGGAUGGGCAGCCUGGACCACGUCAUCACUGUCCGGGUCAAAUCGGUUCCAUUCUGGGUGGAGAAGCCUGAGAGUCUGGUUCUGUCUCGUGAUGACAGCGGUAGUAUAGUGUGUAGAGCUGAUGGUAUUCCUCGACCCCAGAUACAGUGGCUGGUCAAUGGAGAGCCAAUCAGUGAUGCUCCUAAGAGUCCAGGCAGGCAGGUUUCAGAAGACACUUUGUUUUUCAGCGCCGUGGUUCCAGACAGCGCUGCUGUGUUCCAGUGCAAUGCUUCAAACCAGUUUGGCUAUAUCAUGGCAAACGCUUUCUUGGCCGUAAUGGAUAUGAAGCCUCGUCUGCUUGGUCUCAGAGAUGAACUGGUUAAAACAACAGAAGGCAAUAAUACUCAUUUAGACUGCCCGUAUUUUGGCUCUCCUAAGCCUGACCUGCGGUGGUCAAAAGGAGGACUAGGCACCUUAGAGGGAAAUCGUCACAUGAUUCUUCCAAAUGGUACAUUGGAAAUCAGUGACACAAAGCUACAAGAUCAGGGAACAUAUGUGUGUGUUGCAAGCAAUGUCAUUGGACGAGAUGAGAAGGAGGUCCAACUAGAGGUCAAAGAGCCCAUUAAAAUUGUUCGUGCCCCACGCAAUACUAUGGUCACAAGAGGGAGUCUGGCUCGCUUUGAUUGUAAGAUUAAAUUAGACCCGACUCUGGACGUUACCGUUACUUGGCUUAAGGACAAGAAGUUCUUGAUUUUAGGAAGAAGGAUGACAAAGGAUGAGGAUUCUCUGAGCAUUGCUGAUGUGUACAGAAGAGAUGAAGGCAUCUACACCUGCAGGGUUAAAAGUGAACUGGAGGAGGUCACUGCCUCGGCCAAACUCACUGUGACAGACCGGCCAGACCCGCCCAGUGAUUUAGAGAUAUCAGACCCAUCAGAGAGGAGCGUUAGACUCACCUGGAUUCCAGGACUGAGCAACCACAAUCCUAUCAAAGAGUACCAGGUUCAAUAUACUGAAGAUCUCCUUGCAGACUAUUGGCUGCUGCCGAGCGGCUGGAAGAACCUGACUAGUUACCCAGGCAACCUGAACUCUGUCGUUUUACAGCUAACUCCAUUCGUAGAGUACCGAUUCCGGGUCAUUGCUGUAAAUGGCAUAGGUCCCAGUAAACCCAGCUGGCCAUCUGCAUACUAUCAGACUGGAGGAGCUGUGCCUGAUGCCAUCCCAAGAAACAUCCAAGGAUUGGGAAGUGGAGUGUUCAGAAAUAACAUGGAAAUCAGCUGGGAGCCACUGGAGUACAGAGAAUGGAAUGGGCCGAAACUGGGCUACAUGGUUUGGUGGAGACGGAGGGAUUCGAGGGAGGAGUGGAAGAACUACACAACAUACUGGUGGUGUAGCUGCAUCAUCUAUGACACUGACACCUUCACGCCCUAUGAAAUUAAAGUUCAGGCCAUCAACUUCUUCGGCUAUGGCCCAGAAUCCCCCAUUGUGCUUGGUUACUCUGGGGAGGACCGUCCUGUUGCUGCUCCAUCUGAUCUGAGGGUGUCAGACAUUGAAAGCAUGACGCUGACAGUCCAUUGGGAACCAGUGGCACGAGCCGACAUCAUGGGUGAAAUAAAGGAGUACAAAGUUUAUUACUGGAGAGAGAGCAGUCGACUGCCCUGGCACACUGUGAGCAGGAGGAUUAAGACCAAGAGUUUUAAAGCUAAUGGACCGCGUCUGUCUGGGACCCUAUCUGGUCUUGUCCCGUAUAGUAACUACAGGAUUUAUAUUGUAGUGGCCAAUAACCGCUUUGAGGGUCCGCCCAGCCACACCAUUGAGUUUCAGACACUUGAAGGAGUGCCCACCAUUCCCAGGUCGUUCAGGAUCAUGCACCGGCACUAUGACACCAUUUACCUGGACUGGGAGGAACCUGCAGAACCCAAUGGCAUUCUGACUGGCUACAUUCUCAAAUAUCAGACGUUGAACAUCACUCUGGGGGACAGAAUCCAAGUGGAAUACAUUCCUCCUAACAUCACCUACUUCUCUCUGCACCGUUUGGACCGAUACACUCGAUACAAGUUCUCACUGGCAGCACAAACUGAAGUUGGAGUCGGGGAGGCGUUCACAGAGGAAUCACCCAAAUUUACUACUGAGGAAUAUACCCGGGAGCAAGUGGACAUUGUGACGCAGGGUUGGUUCAUUGGCUUAAUGUGUGCGGUUGCUCUUCUCGUUCUCAUCAUGCUCAUAGUCUUCUUCAUCAAGAGAAGCCGAGGAGGAAAGUACCCAGUGCGGGACAUGAAGGACUUUGCACUGGAGCCAAUGGAUGACAGAGAGAAUGGAACGUUCGAUUACAGGUCUCUUGAGAGGAUAUCACGAGUGUCCACCAUGCCCUAUAGCAGACGUGAGGAGGAAAGUCGACAGGGACGCAGUCAAGGUGUGAUCGAGCACAUUGACAGGAGAACGAACAGUGACGACAGCCUCAUGGAGUAUGGCGAGGGGGAAGAGAUCGAGUUUAAUGAGGAUGGCUCCUUCAUCGGAGAGUACACUGGUGUCAGUAAGAGGAACAUCGACAGGAGCCCGUACCAUGACAGCUCUGAGCCCACGUCUCCUGUGGCCAUCUACUCUUUUGCUUAGAGCCCAUGGUGUCUGAUUAAACCACCUUUUACACAGA